CCCUUUACAAAAAGAUCUUAGUACCACGCCAUACUGUGAAACCCCUGACAAAGGAAAUUAACUUUGAACUAAAAGUUAUCCUUGUUCACAAUUUGGAAAUGUUUACCAUGACGUCACGACGGUAUGCUCGAUCUGUAAUGAUGUUUGUUAACAAAGAGAGACGAAAAGUCAUUCUAGGAGGAAUUAUACUAAGCUCUGUUCUGAUGACCUUGCGAAGUGUUUCUUUAAAAGAUCAAACAGCUGAAACGUUAUCCCUUCCUGGUCUUCGAUCGUUUAUGCAACAAGGAGAAAGGAUAGGUAUACCAUUUUUGAUUCAACCGAAGCUAAAGUGUAAUCAGGAAUCUGAGAGAAGCACUGUUAUCACAGUAUUAAGUAAAACAUCAAAUUUGCCACAACGCGAAGCCAUACGACAAACAUGGGGUUGUUCAAAGAUGCAAAAAAAAUACAAUUUUAGUGUGUUUUUUGUAAUCGGAACAGUAACGGAUGCGAGUAGUCUGAAAAAUGAAGUUUUUCUCUAUGGAGAUAUAAUACAGGUAGAUAUCCCGGAAAGUUAUUAUAACCUAGUUGAGAAAACAAUCGCAGCUUUCAAAUGGGUGACUGAGCUCUGUUUUGAACCACGCUUCUUCUUCAAAAUGGACGACGAUGUCUAUUUUGACCUUGAAUUUCUCAAAGUAAUCCAAAACACAUACUUGUCAGAUGACGUAAUUCAUGGAAAAUGUGUAUACGGUGUGCCACCAUACAGAUACCUUGACGCAGAGGGGGACAAAUUUAAAGUUUCUCUUGACCAGUAUCCUUUUAAUACUUAUCCGCCAUAUUGCGGAGGCCCCGGAUAUUUUAUGACGUCACACACAGCAAACAAAAUGUACCUCAUGAUGAAAACAGCCCGUAGCUUCAAAUUCGAAGAUGUCUAUGUCGGAAUGGUUGUUCACGGAUUAACGCCAGAUGAUGUUCACUACCUUUGGGAUAGCCGACACAUGGAAUACAAUGAUAGACACGCUUAAUUCUUCUCAUCUUGAUAGUGUGUUGUUUGUAAGAUGAACGUAAGACUUGGACUCAUUGGAGAAAAGCGAUGGAAAACUGCUGUUUAAACAGGAGAUGUGUAUAAAAACCUUGAUUUGUACAAAUUAAAAAAAUAAAGAGGGCUGCUGCUCAAUUUCAAAUAUUAAUAAUCCGAGGUUCUUAUACACCGCUUAAUCAUAACCUAGUUCGUAGGUGGUCUCAAAGCGGUUCUCACAUUAUAAUUCUAG
Mizuhopecten yessoensis (Yesso scallop) is the source of this 1247-nucleotide messenger RNA. RefSeq names its product UDP-GalNAc:beta-1,3-N-acetylgalactosaminyltransferase 1-like. Gene Ontology annotation, cellular component: membrane. The coding region runs from base 99 to 1001 and encodes 300 amino acids. Gene Ontology annotation, molecular function: hexosyltransferase activity. Lineage: Eukaryota; Metazoa; Mollusca; Bivalvia; Pectinida; Pectinidae. The transcript is spliced from 4 exons. The record is from RefSeq and is a predicted model, not a curated record.